Messenger RNA from Ochotona curzoniae (black-lipped pika), 1230 nucleotides. RefSeq names its product KIAA0040 ortholog. Lineage: Eukaryota; Metazoa; Chordata; Mammalia; Lagomorpha; Ochotonidae. The transcript is spliced from 2 exons. The coding region runs from base 250 to 546 and encodes 98 amino acids. The record is from RefSeq and is a predicted model, not a curated record.
GGCGGGGAUCCGGCGGCUGGGGCGGACCGAGCCCUCGCUGGCACUGCUGCCUGCCUUGCGGUCCCACGGGACGCCACCAGACACGUUCCUAGGCCACCGCUGCUCCAGGAAGCCCGACUACGGACGGGAAGGUGCUAUCCAUGGCAUGCCUAAACCACCAGCUGAAAGAGGAAUAAAUUACAAGGGAUCCAAGCCACACCCCGUCGAGCCCAGACCUCGCCAGCGAGCCGGCCCUGCACAGCCAGCAGCAUGGAGAAGAUCAGCGCCUUCUUCAAUUCCAUCUGGAACACCAUCUUAGUCAAGCACCAGGAGGGGCUCUUCAACACCAUCUGCCUGGGCAUCCUCCUGGGGCUGCCACUGUUGGUGGUCCUCACGCUCAUCUUCAUCUGCUGCCAUUGCUGCUGGAGCCGGCCGGGCCAGGGCAGCCGGCAGCCAGAGGCAAACAAGAAGAAAAAGAAGAAAAAGAAGAAGGAUGAAGAAGACCUCUGGAUCUCCGCACAGCCCAAGCUCCUGCAGAUGGAGAAGAGGCCGUCCCUGCCUGUCUAGGUGUGCAGGAAGCCUCUGAGUCCUCCCUCCAGGGCUGAACCUCUUUCGGACCACUCAGAGGCUGGGAAGCCGAGUUCCUGUAGGGACACAGUCCCAUCCACAGUGAACUGCUGACCCGAGGAGCGAGCCUCCAGCUGCACCUUCUCCUGAAGCAUGCGGGCGACUCUCAGGCCACUGUUGGCAGCUGCCAGCCCAUUGCAGUGCACUUUACUGCACACCCGGGCAUGUUUUCCAUCCUUUACUGACUUACCCUGGGCACAAACACACAGGAAAACUUAUCCAUCCAGCCUGAUACAGCGCCUGGGUACACACACACACACACACGCUUAUCCAGGUGAGAGGUACGUGGGAAGGUGCACUCCGUUCCUCAGAUGCCCACUGACUGUGUCCUUCUUACAAAACCGCGCAUUGUGCACUGCUGCAAAAACGUCUUGUGGGAGGGCCUAGCCGGAUUAAGGCACAUGCUGGCAAUCCUGUUACCAGGUGAAACCCCUCCGCGCCACGCAUCCCACUCGGGUUGGAGGGAUGUGCUGUGCUGGUGGUGCUGUACCUCCAAAGCCCGUGGCUAGAAAUGCUCACACGUGGACACUGCAACCUGGUACAGUCCCCGCUGUGCUGUGUCCUCAUGCAACACCCCUCCUCCCCUUCCCCCUGCAGAGUAGCCUGCAAAGUGCAGAGGGAGGG